Cucurbita moschata (crookneck pumpkin) is the source of this 2663-nucleotide messenger RNA. RefSeq names its product inositol transporter 1. Gene Ontology annotation, molecular function: myo-inositol:proton symporter activity. The transcript is spliced from 6 exons. Gene Ontology annotation, cellular component: membrane. Bases 950 to 2434 code for a protein of 494 amino acids. NCBI's taxonomy places the organism in Eukaryota, Viridiplantae, Streptophyta, Magnoliopsida, Cucurbitales, Cucurbitaceae. Gene Ontology annotation, biological process: transmembrane transport. The record is from RefSeq and is a predicted model, not a curated record.
AAUUCAAAGGAGGAUGGGAGAAGAAGGCAUUUUGAUUCUUAUCCAAAUUGGCUGUUGUCCCGUCUUUAUUUGCAGACACGAUCUCCUCCAUGAUUACAGAGAGCCCGUUCCAGUUCUAUCCUUUCAUACAAUUAUUGGAUUUAUAAACUUUUUUCUUCUUGUUUUCAUAUGGAUGAUGUUAAAUAUAUCACUAAUCUAGAGUAGCGAUCCAUUUGCGAACCCUAACCUAAUCGCACAAUCAUUGAUCAAGAGAUCAAUGGCUAAAUCUGUCCGAGAGAAUAUGAAAUUUAGCUAUUCAAACAACGAAGUUUGAUACUUAAUUCUUUGUAAAAAGAUUUCAAAAAGUCUGGGAGAUAGAGAAGAAAUGAACGGCUUCGUGUCAAUUUUGUUUGUAGUGAGGGCUGGUGAGACAAGUGUCCUGUAAACUGAAUUUUACGCUCCCAAAUUUCCAUUGGUUCGGCUUCGCUUCAAGCUGGAGAGAGAUAGCGAGGGAAGAAAACAAAAUUGUCCGUGUUUUCUUUUUGGAAAUUUUCUGUUUGUUUUGGGGAUUCUGUUACCUUCAAUGAUCCGAGGCUUCGAAGGGGAAAUCCGCCGCUGCAAAAUCCCCAUUUCUGUAGCAUUUGAUCAUCUUGAUUCAACCGUAGUCCUCUUGCAUUUGCUGGUUCUUUGUGGUUUGCUGUUCGAUUGAAUCCCCUAUCCUUUUUAAUCUUGGGUUUUCGUUCAGCUCCCGUAAUUUCGAUUCGGCUAUUUUUCAAUUUCUCUCUUGCAACUUCCUUCAAUUCCCUGUAUCAGAAGCUGUAGCUUGAUUUCUAGUUUCAAGAGGCAGUCGAUUUCCCCUUCAAGAGUUCGAGUUUUAGCUUCUGUAGGUCGUUGAAUACUCGAUUUUACUGGGUUUUACGACGCUGACUCUGAGUUUAAGUCACUUGCGUGGCUUUGUUCCUUGUAAACGAUGACGCUCACGCUUGAAUCGCUGCCUGGAAGCUCUGGGUACUUGGAUAUCUACCCUGAGAGGAAAAUGUAUUAUUUUAAGAAUCCUUACGUGCUUGGAUUAACGGUGGUUGCUGGUAUUGGUGGGUUGCUCUUUGGCUAUGAUACAGGUGUGAUAUCCGGAGCUCUUCUUUAUAUUAAAGAUGAUUUUGAGGCCGUCAGAAACAGUAGUUUCCUUCAGGAAACAAUUGUGAGUAUGGCUUUGCUUGGUGCAAUUGCUGGAGCUGCUGCUGGGGGUUGGAUUAAUGAUGUUUAUGGACGGAAGAAGGCAACCCUUCUUGCUGAUGUUGUAUUUGUACUUGGUGCUGUUGUAAUGGCUGCAGCUCCAGAUCCAUAUAUUCUUAUAGCAGGACGAUUCCUAGUUGGAAUUGGCGUGGGCGUGGCAUCUGUCACAGCUCCAGUAUACAUUGCAGAAUCAUCCCCAUCUGAAAUAAGAGGUGGACUGGUCAGCACUAAUGUGCUAAUGAUAACUGGUGGACAGUUUCUCUCCUACCUCAUAAACCUUGCUUUUACCCAGGUCCCCGGAACAUGGCGUUGGAUGCUAGGAGUUUCCGGUGUUCCAGCUGUGAUUCAGUUUGCUUGUAUGCUUUUUCUGCCAGAGUCUCCGAGAUGGCUCUUUAUGAAGGGUGACAAAUCCAAAGCCAUUUCUGUUCUCUCUAAAAUUUAUGAUUUUCCUCGUUUAGAAGAUGAGAUUGAUUAUCUUUCUUCUCAACUCGAGGAAGAACGGCGUAAAGUGAAAAACAUAAGCUACUUGGAUGUGUUCAAAGCAAAAGAGAUCAGACUUGCGUUUUUAGCUGGGGCUGGACUUCAGGCAUUUCAGCAGUUCACUGGUAUCAACACAGUCAUGUACUAUAGCCCAACUAUCGUCCAGAUGGCUGGCUUUCGUUCCAACGAGUUAGCGCUCCUUCUAUCCCUCAUUAUCGCUGCCAUGAACGCUGCUGGAACGGUUCUCGGAAUCUACCUGAUCGACCACGUCGGGAGGAAGAAGCUUGCCAUUUCAAGCUUAUCUGGCGUUAUAGUAUCACUUGCCAUUCUCUCUGGGGCAUUCUUUGUUGGUCAAUCUGGUUCAACAAAUGGUCUAGAUGGAUGGAUUGCAGUAAUUGGAUUAGCUCUCUACAUUGCUUUCUUUGCCCCUGGGAUGGGACCGGUGCCGUGGACCAUGAACUCUGAGAUAUAUCCCGAGGCUUAUCGAGGGAUCUGUAGUGGCAUGUCAGCAACAGUCAAUUGGGUUUCGAAUUUGAUUGUGGCUCAAACGUUUCUUUCGCUCGCUGAAGUAGCUGGAACUGGCCCAACUUUCCUCAUCCUUGCAGGCAUAGCUGUGCUCGCAGUUCUGUUCGUUGUCAUGUACGUUCCCGAGACGCAGGGACUCACGUUCGAGGAGGUGGAGAGGAUUUGGAAGGAGAGGGCUUGGGGAAGGGAUUCUAAUACCGAAAGCCUUCUUGGUUGAGCAGGAAAACUGAGUAAAUGGGAGAUUGUGAUAUAUAUGUGGGAAGGACUUCAUGGAUAUGAUGAUGGAGACAGAUUUGUAUGUUUUAAUAAGAAUAUGCUUCAGAUUGAUUAAGGCAGCUUCUCCAAAGUGAGGAAAUAAGGUGUUCUUCAUUUGGAAAGCUUGACGGUGUUUCUGUAAACUCAAUUAAGAGGCAUUUCAAUCGUGAGAUCUCGUAUCGGUUGGAAAA